UUUGGAGUCAGCUGAAGAAAGAAUAACUUAUUUGUUGUUGUUUUUUUAACACAUUUAAUAGUUUAUAAAGAUCAAUGAAGGAAUCAGACCAGAUCAAGGACCUGACCUGGGAUUUUGACCAAUCCUGGGACUCGAUCAUUAAACCGGCCGCGCGCCUUUGCCUCAACACCUUGGAUUUCUCGGAUCUCUGGGAUGAGGACGACAGCGGAGAGGACGAGGUGCUCCUUACGCCGCCGCCGAGUCAGCACCUGUCCCUGGCGCCUCCUCCACCACCACCUCCUCCUCCGCCUCUCGCGUCGCCUUUACCCUCCUCCUCUAAAGGUGCGGCCAUGAAGAGUCACACCUUGAAGCUUCACUGGAGGGAACUCCAGAACCUGGCCCCGCUCCCCAGGAUGACGCGCUUCGGGAAACAAACUAUAUGGGCCGGGCUGGAGCCGGUGCAGUUGGACACCAACCGUCUGGAGUACUUGUUUGAGUCUAAGGCCACCAGCACCAGCUUCACUGUGGUCUCUGGGCGGCAGAAGCAGUCGUCCGUCUCAGUGCUGGGCAUGAAGCGCAGCAACAUCAUAACCAUCGCCCUGAGCAGCCUGCCUCCUCCCCGCCUCCUCCCCCCGGCUAUCUACAGCAUGGACAGCAGCGUGCUGGACAGAGAGGACGUUCAGCGACUUCAAGCUCUGGUCCCGACCGAGGAAGAGCUCUGUCUGAUCAACGAAGCCAAGGCCCAGAACCCCCACUCCCCCCUGGCCCAGGCUGAACUGUGCCUGCUCACGCUGGGAGCAAUCCCCCACCUGAGCACGAGACUUCAGCUCUGGACCUUCGCUCUGGACUACGACUCCUUAGAGAAGGAAAUUGCUGAGCCUCUCUUCCACCUAAAGCUGGCCAUGGAGCAGCUGGCAGCCAGCCAGACCUUCAGGUGUAUCCUAGCGACCGUGUUGGCCAUCGGGAACUUUCUCAACGGCUGUAAGGCGCGUGGCUUUGAGCUGAGUUACCUGGGAAAGCUGUCUCAGGUGAGGGACACGCACACUCGCCAGCCUCUGCUGCACCACGUCUGCGUGCUCCUGCUGCAGCUCUACCCACAAUCCUCUGACCUCUACUCUGACAUCACCGCCGUCACUAAAGCUGGCAAGUGUGACUACGCUCAGGUCCAGACCAACUUCGCACAGCUGGAGGCCAAGUGCAAAGCAUCAUGGGAGCAGCUGAAGGUCCUGGAGAAGGCGGAGGAAAAGAGGAAAGGAGGAAAAGGGGAAAAGCGGAAAGGGAAAGAUGACCUGGAGUUGUUUGCUCCGGAGGGCUCGCUCCGGCACAGGCUGCCCAAGAUCCUGAAGGAGAACGAAGAGAGGCUGAAGGUCCUGAGAGCCGUCCAUCGGCGGGUUAUUAACAGGUUCCACUCGUUCCUCCUCUUCCUGGGCUACUCGCGGGCCAUGGUGCGAGACACCAGAGCGGAGGACUUCUGCAGAACCAUCAGCAACUUCUCGCUGGAGUACCGGUCCAUGAGACAGGCCGUCCUCCUGCAGAGGGAGCGUGAGCGGAAGAAGAAUGGAGCUGAAAGCCCCGGCCCCGGCACACCCGCAGGCAGGAGGAAGUGUCAGCAAACUCCGGCAUCACAGGAAAGUGAUGAGCAAUGUCGGCUGGAGGAGGUGCUGAGAACGCCUGAAUUUAUUACAACAAAGGAUGGAACUUUACCCAAAAACCGCAGAAGGAUUGCUGACUUUCAAGGUUCAUUUUCGAGAAAAUUUAAGUGGUGACAUUGCUGAUGUUCCCUGGAGAAUGUUUUUUUUUAAGAUGUUGCCGUCACACUGGCACAUCAGACGUAGAGCAACACCACAGUUUGCUGUGAAGUUCUGUUGUUCUCACACAUUUCACUCAACAGCCAGCACAUUUUGGUGGAACACACUUGAAACUUCCAGUUCCUGUUGUUUCAAAACAGCUAGUUUUUUUUUUUUUGUUGUUGUUUUUUUUAAACAGACACUUAUUAAGAGAUUGAUGCUAUUAGUUUUGCUUUUAGUUUGGAUCAGAUUUUUAUUUUCAGGCUAAAGCAGCAGUUAAAAUGAGAUGUUUACAUAGACAGUAUUAAAGGACACGUUGUUUCACUAUCUGACACUGCAUCCGGGCAAA
Messenger RNA from Fundulus heteroclitus (mummichog), 2115 nucleotides. Its product is annotated as FH1/FH2 domain-containing protein 1. Gene Ontology annotation, biological process: cortical actin cytoskeleton organization; actin filament network formation. Bases 75 to 1745 code for a protein of 556 amino acids. NCBI's taxonomy places the organism in Eukaryota, Metazoa, Chordata, Actinopteri, Cyprinodontiformes, Fundulidae. The record is from RefSeq and is a predicted model, not a curated record. Gene Ontology annotation, molecular function: actin filament binding. Gene Ontology annotation, cellular component: cytoskeleton; cytoplasm. The transcript is spliced from 9 exons.